Molecule: messenger RNA, 246 nt
Organism: Dracunculus medinensis (Guinea worm)
Lineage: Eukaryota; Metazoa; Nematoda; Chromadorea; Rhabditida; Dracunculidae
Source: the annotation of a GenBank genome assembly
AUGAGUCAACAAGGAGAAGAACUGGCAGAACAGUUGGAACACGGAGUGAGUGUGGCUAUAGAAUUAAUACAAGAAGAACUUGCCGAAUUAGCAUUAGAGAUUGAUUACUAUCGGUUAGAGAAUUCAUGUCAAAAGGAAAUUGUUGCUAUUCCCUUAAAUGUGCUACAGACUGAUCUAAUUAAAGAAGAGGAAGAAAAUUUAUCUCUCAAACAAACCUCUGCUUGGGUACAAACGACAAACCAUUAG